CAAUUUGUAAAAAUGGGUUACAGCGGGAUCAGCUGAUAUUGUGUUCAUAUUUACGAACUGCUGGUAUUACAGUGCUGUUCUUGAAUUUAUUAUUAUCGUGGCUUAGAACCGGCUGCCUUGGAAGAAAUAAAAAUGGCUUUAAACGCUUUGUGCAAAACACUUCAGCGUCUUGAUAUUACACGAAAAGGUGGUUCAAGUUUUUCCAUUUCCAAAUAUCAUACAAUGCAACAACAUUCAAUCACCAAAAAUAUAGGAGCUUUAUUUAUUAAUACAAACGGGAUAGCAAAAGAUACAACCCCUUUUGAAAAUGAGCUUAAAUUUUCACAGAGAAGUAUCAACAUAGAUUUUGAUCUACCUACAAGAAAUUGCAGGAUUAGCAGCAUUAUAGAAUUUCCCAUUUCAACUAAUCUACAAAUUGGCGAACCACCGAAAUUAAAUAUAAUUGAAACCAUUAUCCCAGAGAAAUCAGUCGAUCUUCCUCCAAUUGAAAGAAACAUUGAGAAACAGGCAGCACGUCUCAUAGUAAUACGUAGAAAGAAGAUGAAGAAGCAUCAGUUGCGAAAGUUACGAAAACGCAUGAGAUUUGAGUGGGCCAAGGUGCGACAAAGACGUGAGCUUAAGAAGGAAAAAGCCUUUCAGGCUGAGCUCUUAGCUCAGAUUGACGUUGCCGAGAAGUUUGAUGCAAAGGCCUAUGUUGCAAGUCGAAUUCAUGAACUUACUAAAGAACGAUUACCAAAACGCUGGCGUGGAGAGAUUCUGCCAGAGUCCAUGAUAAGACAAUUUAUACAAGAAAAAAAAGCAAGAAAGGAGGCAGUUCGUAACAGGCCACGAAUAAAAUUAUAAACAGGCUGAGGAAGUUUCAUGUAAUGCACAGCUCACCACAACAUUAGGAUUAAAUGAAGUGCGAAAAGAUCAAAUAAAUAGAAUCAUGCGUGCUUCAUAGACAA
Cephus cinctus (wheat stem sawfly) is the source of this 947-nucleotide messenger RNA. RefSeq lists its product as uncharacterized. Gene Ontology annotation, biological process: mRNA processing. Gene Ontology annotation, cellular component: mitochondrion. The transcript has 2 exons. Lineage: Eukaryota; Metazoa; Arthropoda; Insecta; Hymenoptera; Cephidae. The record is from RefSeq and is a predicted model, not a curated record. The coding region runs from base 133 to 843 and encodes 236 amino acids.